Siniperca chuatsi (mandarin fish) is the source of this 1877-nucleotide messenger RNA. RefSeq lists its product as uncharacterized. The record is from RefSeq and is a predicted model, not a curated record. The transcript is spliced from 5 exons. Lineage: Eukaryota; Metazoa; Chordata; Actinopteri; Centrarchiformes; Sinipercidae. The coding region runs from base 96 to 758 and encodes 220 amino acids.
GGGGGGGAUGCCGAUGCACGGCACUUCCGGGUCUGGCCGUGCGGAGGAGAGGCGUAGGCGCAGCAGCAUCCAGAGGUACAAAGAAGACGGCGACAAUGGCCGAUAUAUCACUGUAUCUCACUAACGUUAAUGUGUCGAUAGGACAGACCAUGGAUUUGGAGCAGACUCAGAGCCCUAACCCGGGUAAAGACUUUGAGAGUGUGGAGCUGGGAGAGCUGGACAAGAGAGAGGAGCAGCAGCAGAGGGAGAAGGUUCCUCGCAGGAUCAUCCAUUUCUCCAGCGGGGAGACCAUGGAGGAGUACAGCACCGACGAGGAGGAGGGAGAGGACAAGGAGCCGGAGAGGAAAGACCUGCUGUCCUCCCCGGUCGAUGCGGUGAGGUCAAAGUUGACCUGGGGUCCAUACUUCUGGUUUCACAUGUGGAGAGCUGCCACAUCCACCAUCUCAGCCUGUGACUACCUGGGGGAGAGGAUGGCCUCCCUCUUCGGGAUAACGUCAGCCAAAUAUCAGUACGCUAUUGAUGAAUACUACAGGAUGAAGAAAGAGAGGGAGGAAGAGAAAGAGGAAAGCCGCCUGUCAGAAGAAGCAGAGCGAUCCUUUGACCAGCUACAGUCUCAGGAAGACGAGGACGAACCGAUCACCAUGACAGGCCAGUCGGAGGCGGCUGCCGCUCAACCUGAUGUGUCCUAUCAGAUCGAGAAUGAAAAUCAGGCACCUUCGAGCACCAUCAGAGUCCCUGCUAUCGUCACGGCAACCUAACCAUCCCUAGAAAUGGACGUUUGCGCUUUAAAUGUCUGUUUGAUUGUUAAAGAAGGAACACUGUCUUGUUUCACCGAGCACCGUUUGGUUUGUGUACGACGCAGCUUUAGAUGGGCAGUGCUGCUGUAUUGUGGUUGUUUGGCAAGGACAGUCGUGGCGGAGUUACUCCUCUGACUGCUAAGUGUCUCUUUGCAACAGUGUAGCAACUGAUAAAGUCGCUGCUGGAUAAUGGAGCAACAUAUUUGGAUCUUUGGAGACAUUAAAAUUUCUAAAAUUAGAAUUGUGUUAUAAAAAAACAUACAAUAUGAGUUAGAAAAUAUUAUCUUAUGUGCCAAUUUAUCUGCUAAUGCAUAGUUUUGCUCACAUUGUUAGCCCGUUUAGAACAACAGUCUUCCAUUUUAUCAGUUGCUACAGCAGCCUCCCAGAUUUGAACGUUUGCUGUGGGGUGAAGGUUAAAUGUUGCUCCCCUGUGCCUCUGAUGGACCGGACACUGUGCCUAAAUCACCAAUACAGCCAAGUCAGUGACAGAUGUGGACGGAGCAUAUAUUUGAAAAUGAUUUUAAAGUGUUUGAAGACGUAAAAUAGCUUUUAAUUCAGUGAGUUUUUCAAAUAUUUGACGCAUGUACAACAGCUGUUUUGUCCAGAUCUGGUCAAACUGGUGCAUUCAUGAUACACCUGGCUGCACCAAAGAGAUGGCCACUUUAACGCUCCCUCACCUGUUUGCUUUCUGUGUUUUUGUAUUAAUGCUUAUUAAGCUUGUAUUUUACCCUCAAUGUCUGUGUGGAAGCACUGAGCAGAUUUAGCCACAUUUUGUUAAAAAACUAUGAAAACGGGUUUAUGUGUUCUAUGUUGCUCUUAUUAUCUGCCUUAUCUACUAUGGACAUAAGCAUAGUAGAUGUAGGGUGUAAGCCUUUGAUAAUGGCAGGGAGCAUUGUUACACUAAGUCUGUAUAAAGACAUUCAAACUUACAUUUUUAACUGUUUUUAGCACGCUUUUUGAUAUUUUUGUAUUUAUUUUACUGAACUGACGGAGCACUUAAUUUAAGCAUUUUUUCUAUUUAUUUAGUAAGUAACACUGUAUUGAAAUGUUAAUAAAAUCAGAGUUAUUGUCUGACUUUUA